AGAGGGGGAAUCGAAAAAGAUACUAAGGGACCAACUGAGGCGGACUUUAACUUCAAAUCAUGCUACAACCGAAACAUCAUCUACAAAUCGUGGUACCGCCCGUUGGCUUCCAGACUCUCGGCGAUCUUUUAACUCGAAACUCAGUCCAAGGGAGUACUUUAUACUUACUGACGCUGGUAAGCCAGUAUACAUUAGGUCAGCCGUGGAACAGACACCGACGACAUAGACGUCUCAUCCAUGCUUGGUGUAAUGCAGGCUUUGAUCUCCGUCUUCAUCGACGAUGGCGACAAGCUAAAGUCGAUCAAUGCUGGGAAGACGAGGAUCACUUUCCUUCAGCGACAGCCGCUGUAUUAUGCUUGUGUCUCCACAUGGGGUGAACCAGAGAGCGUGGCUCGCUCGCAGCUAGAGUAUCUCCAUCUGCAGAUCCUUAGCGUCGUUACCUCUGUACAACUAAAGAGGAUAUUUGAACGCAGAGGGAACUUCGAUCUGAGGAGACUAUUGGGUGGCGCGGAUACUUUCUUGACUACUAUGAUUGCUCGUUUGCAACUUGAUCUCGCUAUAUCCAUGUCUGCACUACGCUGUCUCCGGCUUGAUCCUUUCCUGCGCAACAAGUUAGCGCAGGCUUUGGUUCCAUCCGGAAAAUUCACCAAGGAUAUACUCUAUAUCAUUCUCGUCACCCAAGGUGAAAUCAUCACAAUUGUACGACCGAAAAAACAUUCAGUUCAUCCAGCAGACAUUCAUAUCCUCUUAACAACCCUUGCUUCCCCAUCCAUAUCUAACUCCCCUGCAGCGGCUAUGUGGGUGCCAUUAUGCCUUCCAAAAUGGAAUGAAGGAAGGAUGGUCAAUGCAUAUGUUGUCAAUAUUCCGUAUAUGCUUGGCGGGAAUUCAAAUUCAAGCGGAUUAGAAGGAACUUCCGGGUCAUCUUCACUUGCAUCUAAUCCUAUCGUGCAACGCCAGGAUGAUCUAAUUUUACCUAACAUCGCAAACAAUGAUAGCGUCGUAUCAACCGAAGCGAUCUCGGUCAAUAGAAAGAGGGAAACUCAAUCUCUUACAUCUCGCUCAAUCACACUUGUCUGCAUCAGUGGUGGGAGCGAUUUCGAUUCCGUUAGAGCAUGGUGUGAUGAAGCUGUGGAAAAGUUAUCUGCUUCCUUGCCUUCUUCGUCUUCAUCCGUUUCUACCUCGAAUUCAUCAUCAAUGUUAUCGCCGUCACUGUCAAAGGCGACGGCACCAGGAACCACGUUGAGUGCGUCUAGCUCUCCUGCCAAUCACACUUCGUCAUCGUCAUUCCAUCAUCUCCGCACGCACAUCUCCCAUUCAUCGUACGCCAUAUCGGAGCUCGGCAUACCUGGUUUGAGACAUUUUGUCUAUAAAGCUAGGGGAUUGGUGCAAGUUACGUAUCCUGUUUGGGAGGAAGAUGAAAUGUAUAUGGCCAGGAAUACAGGUGGAGACAUAAAUGAUAAGGGGAAGGUAGGCGAGAAAAAUGAAGGAGAGACAGACGAAAAAAAGCGAAUUAUUACGUUGUAUCAGCUCGUUCAUGAUGCGAUUCAUGCCAAAGGAAUGUCAAAUCCAGGUAAAGGGGAGGUGAGGGAGGGUUUGAAAUUGCAGUAUUUGAGGACUGAGACUGAGGCUGUUCUAGGAUGGAUAACCCAGCCCUUUGAGUUAUACCUCACAUUGUCCCCGCUACUACCCAAAAGUGCCGCAGUUGGAGCUGCUAACGCAGUUGCACGGUGGGUGAAGAAGGAGGAGGGCAAGUUGUUUUUGAAGGAUGCGCCGGUGUUCUAAACGUCGAUGUAGCCAGGAUAAGGUACUUAGAAUAAUUCAGAUUCCUCAAACUCCGAUAAAGUAUAAAUCUUAGUGUUCUUGAUUGAGUGCGGCAUUAUAGUCUUC
Lentinula edodes (shiitake mushroom) is the source of this 1887-nucleotide messenger RNA. RefSeq names its product trafficking protein Mon1-domain-containing protein. Gene Ontology annotation, biological process: protein targeting to vacuole; vesicle-mediated transport. Bases 238 to 1782 code for a protein of 514 amino acids. The record is from RefSeq and is a predicted model, not a curated record. Lineage: Eukaryota; Fungi; Basidiomycota; Agaricomycetes; Agaricales; Omphalotaceae. Gene Ontology annotation, cellular component: Mon1-Ccz1 complex; fungal-type vacuole membrane. The transcript is spliced from 5 exons.